Gigantopelta aegis is the source of this 2519-nucleotide messenger RNA. RefSeq names its product aryl hydrocarbon receptor-like. The transcript is spliced from 10 exons. The record is from RefSeq and is a predicted model, not a curated record. NCBI's taxonomy places the organism in Eukaryota, Metazoa, Mollusca, Gastropoda, Neomphalida, Peltospiridae. Gene Ontology annotation, molecular function: DNA-binding transcription factor activity, RNA polymerase II-specific; RNA polymerase II transcription regulatory region sequence-specific DNA binding. Gene Ontology annotation, biological process: regulation of DNA-templated transcription. Bases 1 to 2322 code for a protein of 773 amino acids.
AUGAAAAGUGAAAAGGGUGAUAGCAGCGAUUCAAAACCGAAGAUUGAUCCAAGUUUCAAAUCCAAAAGAUACAGAGACAAACUUCGGACGGAAAUCAAAGCCUUGGAAGUUCUACUGCCAGUGGACAGAACGGUACUUAACCGGAAGCUGGAUAGCCAGACUGUAUUUCGCCUCGUCAUCUCCUACUUCCGGUCUAAAAUUUUCUUCAAAGCUGCUGGUUUUUACGACGAUGAACACGACGAUUCAUUGGCUGAAGAUUCUACAGAACCUGACUCCGACAAAGAGGAAACGUCAAACAUCGAGAUUAUUCAUGGGAAAAGUGCCAUCCAGGUACUGGAUGGUUUUCUUCUGACCCUGACCACUGAUGGAACUAUUCUAUAUGUAUCCGAGAACAUUCUUCAGUAUCUAGGCUACAAUCAGAUAGACUUGAUGCAUCGGUGUCUGUAUGGAAUAGUGCACCCUGAUGAUCACUACGAGCUGAAGACCAUCUUAGAAAAUUCGCUGCCAAACGACCAACUUCAGACGACAUCAGCUGACAGUCAAUGCACAGAAACAAGUUGCGGUGAAAAGGCCGACGGGAUGGAACUGUGCAAGGCCGUGUCCUUCAUCAGUCGUAUGAAGUGCUUCAGUGGAACAUCAGCAGGUUACCUGAAAAUCCACUGUUCUGGCAAGGUAAUGGACUUGUCAGAAGGGUGGAAGAACAAGAGGGCAUCUAGUCAGAUCGUUUUUCUCUACUGCCAUCCAUUCAUGCUGAACACCACGGAACUAGCAGACGACAUUCGGCAAAAUGUCUUCUGGACAAAACACGGCAUGGAUCUCAAAAUUAAAGAAGUUGAUGCGAAAGCUUCAUAUAUAUUGGGUUACGACAGCGAUGAUCUAGCUGGACGUUCGUUCUACUCUCUCAUACACAUAGACGAUGUUGCCACGUGCCUAGCAUGCCACAGAGCUCUGAUGGGAAGUUCUGAGAUACAAACCAUAUAUUAUCGGAUCCAAAGUCUGAAGGGUACGUGGGUGUGGCUGCAGAGUCGAGGAAAGGUCAUCAGCAAGAACUGCAAGAAGUUUUCCAUAGUAUUUUCCCACUGUCCCGUCAGAGAAGAAGACAGCACAUACAUUCAGCAAGAAAUAGUGCUAAGACAACGUUAUGCUGUGAAUGAUCUGAUGUCCAUGAUACAGUUUGGCCACUACAAAACUCCUUGGAAGAACAUCCGUGAAACAGCAGCAGAUGGGGCGGAGGAGCAUGUUUCCAAGAGACACUGUGAUCCACAACCCCAGUUCAAUGCAGAACAGGAUGAUCUGGCUUUGUCCUUGCCUUGUCAAAUGCUUAUGCCUUGUCCUUCAAGCUGGCACACUCUCACGGACAGACACUCUCCAAUCCUUCCUUCUAGUCAUGUGGCCCACAAGAUCUCUCAACGGGAGAAACAGCUGCAAUUCCAAGAGUUCAAACGACGUCAGCAGCUGGAGCAGCACUGUCCUCAUCCUGGAAUGGCAUUGUGGGAAAUUUCUCCUGGCAGAAAUGCACCACAGGCAUAUGACGUUCAAGCUGAAAGAGGCACAUUCAUUCCCCAGACAAUCGGUUCAAUGCCAGGAUACUCAAAUAUGUGGCACUCCAUGCCCACCUGCAGACAUCCUUCAGAGAAUCAUUCAUUCAACCCUGGCUACUAUCAAGGUUUUUCAAUCCAGCAGCAUCCACAAUAUGGAGGACCUAUCCCACAGUGGUUGCCACCAAACUACAGUAAUCAACCUUUCCAGUGUGUCCAGGCUAACAUUUCAUUCUUGCCAAGUGCUCAACUGUACAUGUACACAAACAUAAAUGUCCAAACAAUGCCUCCAUCUCCCCCUCCAUCGCCCUUAGGAACAAGGCAAUCAUAUCAACAUAUUUAUAACACAAACCCAAUUACCUGUAACUACCCAUCACAGAGUCAUCAAAUGUUUCCAAAUCCCGAUGAAAACCGAAUGGUUUUGGCACAUCCAACUCCUUACAAUGAAUCACCUAAUGGUUUGCCAAAAUAUACUCUUAAACCCAGCUGCAGUGCACCAAUCUCUCUAUCUACUAAUGAAAACCAACAGGCAUCAUCAAAUGGAUGCAGUGAAAUAUCCCAUCCAUCCUUGCAUAAUGAACAGAAAUUUCAGGUGGUGCCGGUGCCAGUUCCAUCCUGUGCUGUUGCCAGUGGUAGCUGUACUAAACCCAUGGAGAUAUCUUCACCAGAGGUGGAACUUGAUCAACACAUGUCAAUUGUUGAACCAAGUAAAUCACCAGAAGACAGGGAGUAUGUUGAUUUGCCAUCCAUUGGCAGCUUUCUGGAAUACCUCAAUGAGGUAUAAGACACUAGGUACACAUAUUAAACUAUAAUUUAAAGCACUUGGAGACUGACUGCCAUCUAUUGGCAGCUUUCUGGAAUACCUCAAUGAGGUUUAAGACGCUGCGUACACAUAUUAAAGCACUUAAGAGACUGAUUGCGGGUUCUGCAAAAGGUAUUCCGGGGCUAAGGAUCAGCAAAUGAUUGGGGUUUCAUAAAGAU